Messenger RNA from Amoebophrya sp. A25, 6086 nucleotides. The record is from the annotation of a GenBank genome assembly. NCBI's taxonomy places the organism in Eukaryota, Dinophyceae, Syndiniales, Amoebophryaceae.
UGGAGGUCUGCUUACUCAUACUCUACUUACAGGCAGCUGAUCCUAUUUUCUUAGAUAGUAUCACACGGACGACUUGGACAUGGAUUCGAAGCAACAUCACUAACAACAACAAGUCCUCUUAAAAAUUUUUUUGUGUAGAUCUGGUAAAUAUACUUCGCCAGCCCAGUAGGAGAGGGUAAGCUCUCCUACUCUUUACUCAUGCGUUAUCUUCGCUCUUCAUCUAGGCACUCUUACUUACUCUUUUGACGAAUAAAAGUCCAAUAUCAACAAGAAGAUGUCUGAUUCCGAGCAUGACGAUUUACCUGGGGAGGUUCAGGUCCUACCAUCCACGAAAACAAUACUAGUGCAGCAUGAGCAUAUCCUAGUGCCAAAACCAAAAUGGGAAGCGAUGGUCCAUGCGUUGGCUAAGGUACUUAUAAUUUAUGAAAUGUACUUCUGAUGUAGAUAGAUUGGCAUUGGUUGAAUGAAGUGGAUGCUUUGGGGCUUAUUAAGGUAUACUAGGUAUCUCUGUAGUACUAGAAAAUCUCACCUUGCUUAUUCUUAUGCUUGUUCACCAGAUGAUUUUAUCUUUAUCAUGCCUUAUCAAGCUCAUACUGAUAAAAAGAUCUACGGAGGUCUUCUCGUUCAUCCUUUUCGCACAACAAACUCGUCAAAACCACAGCUCCGCAACGAGAGAACGACUUUACAGAGGAAUUUGGCUAAGGCUAGGCGCGGAUUACCAGUCGAAGAUGAGGAGGAGAAGCCAAAGAAAAAGCGUAGAGUGCGCAAUGAGGACUCAUCUUCCGGAGAAGAGCAGGAAGAGGAAGGAUCUAGGGGUCGAGGAGAACCACGUGCAAAUGGUAGAACGAAAGCAGAACACAAAUCAGAAGAUCAGAACAGGGCGAACUACAGGGAUACAACAUCUUCUAGAAGGAACGAGUCCUCUAGGAGUAGAGCAAGAGGAGGACGUAGAGGAAAUGGCAAUGAUUCUAGACGAAGAGGCCGUGGCGGUCGAGGUCGGGAGGACAGUCGAGACCAGAGAAAAAAUAGUCCUCCAGCGCGUCGUGAGAGGCGAGGAGGAGACCAGAGGGCGGAUAAAGAUGACGUCGUAGGUGGAGCUUCUAAUGGAGAGGGAGAUGCUGCUGGAGGAGUUAUGAAAGUCAAGUCUUAACGUAUUGAUUUUCCUAGCCAAGAUCCCAGUCCUAGACGUAUUGGACGAUGCUGCUCAGUCCUGGACGAGAUAAUCAUGCAUAUUGGUAGAGUAGUCAAGUCCAACAAUUACAAUAGUUCGACCCUAAUAUAGUAAAACCCUAUAGUAAAUAAAGUAAUAUCUUCUAAUUCAGCUGGCGAUGACGGAGUUGCUCCCGGUACCGGAGGUGAGGGCGAAGAUUUUCAGGCAAAUGCAGUACAGAUCAUUAAUCGGCUGACCGAAAUUUACAAUCGGCCUGUUCAAGCAAACGUGCCGGUUGAGAAGAAAGGUACUUCGUGUUGUACUUUUUGUGCAGGCCUUUUCACAUUAUUCACAUUUCACAGCACUGUUGUUUCACUACGUUUGAGCAAUUUCGGUCUUCGAUCAUAAAAUGUUUGUUCGAGUCAUAAACGUGAGUUUCUAAGGUCGACUUUGACAAGAUUAUUUUCUUCUUCUACCUAAAUUAGACUAACAGCUCCACCAACUACAUAUAAUCUUCUUCAGGUCCAGAGGUCGCACGAAAGAUGAGCGAGUAUUUGCAAUUGCUGGACAAGGAUGUCUCCAUAAAGACUCUGCAGGGGCAGGAGAUUCUGGGCAACUUUAGUGCCAUUAGUAAGCGCUACCAAUGCGUCUUUACCGAGAGUGGAACCGAAUUACUGAUGAAGACGCAUAAACGAUUCUAUUAAGGCUAUAUUUACAAGAUCAUAAAAUGUUUCAGCAAUUUCGGUCUUCGAUCAUACGUUUGAGCGAUUUCGGUCUUCGAUCAUAAAAUGUUUGAUGCAUCUAUGAUUUACAUCUACAACUCAAGGCGAAGGGCAGAGGUGAUCGGGAGAGGGGAGCCUUAGGCUUAGGGGUGAGGGGCUUCUUUCCUUUUUUCCCUUUCUCGGUUUUUCUUCUCGAGAUCGAAUCCUGGAGGGGACUCGACUGGCAGGGAGGUGGCCCCCAGGCUGGCCCCCGCGUUGCGCCAGACAGUUCGGGGAGAUGAGAACCCUGGGAAGCCUGCCGAGCUGACGACGCCGCGCCCACGCGGUCCACCAUGUGGCCCAAAACUCCUGGCCAUACAGCUGGACGGCAGGAGCUUGCUGGGCUGGAUGGUGCAAAAACACAGGGGGGCGCCACCUGGGCAAAUUCGCAAGGCCCCAGGGCUUCUUGGUGCCUGGAGGGGAACCCUCCGCACCAGAAGCGCCGACAGGUCUGGGCCAGGGGACUGCCCUCCCCCGAUCGGGGGAGUUCCAGCGCUCCGAAGUUGGUUUGGGGUCGCCUCUGCUGACCUUGCUGCAGUUCGGGCAUUUUCUUCAGCGCGUGCCAUUCUCUACAUAGCUGGGCGCACCGGUCGCAGAGGGGUGCUCCUAGAUGGUGGGGGCGAUUCAGCCACUGGCUGCGUGCCGCUGGCCUAUCUUCGUACGCCCGCGACCGGUCUGCCGUGUGCGGCGCGCUUGCAGUUGCCGAAGGCGAGGAGCUGGCACCGCUGUCAGGUCUUUCCACGGUCGUCCUUGCGCCUUCUCUCUUUUCUUCUCGAGGGGUACAGCGUUCGGCGCCUUGCAAUUGUUGGGGCAUUUUUGCGCACUGAUUAGCUUCGUGGGCAUUUUCUGAAGCCGUAGCAGAUAGGUUCUGCCGCGCAGGCCGAGCAGUUGCGAGCUUGGUAAUAAUUUGGAUUAGAGGCGUGGCGGAGUAGGUAAAUAACUGACAAAGCCCGGCAGAGUGUGCAGAAAUGAACUGGCGGCGCUGAAACCGCGCAGGUGCAAGCCUGACCCGCGUCGGCAUCUUGACGGGGCGGACCAAAUGACGCGGGACCGGAUGCAGAACGACGCGCCACGCGCCGGCUGUCGCGUAGUGUUGCGGGUGGUGUGUAUAUAUAGCCUGAGAUCUCCGAAGGAAGUGCCCCAAGAGGAGUGGGCUGGAGUCCGCGGGCGUUCUUACUGCGGGGGAGUCUUACUGGCAAGCAACUAGCUGGGGGCGCUUGAGAUAGAUCGCGCGGGAGGAAGCUGACGCAUGGGCUUACCCGCUGCCUCAACUAAAGGGCGCUGCGGUCGUGUUGUCUUCGACAGAGAUGCGGAAUAUGUCGCCGGAGAGGUUUCGCGCGGGUGCAGAGGCGGCACGAUAUUGAUCAAAUUGCUCCGAAGCGCCGGAGUGGCAACGGCGUCGCCGCUACUGGGCCUUCGGCUGGUUGGGGGGAGCUUGGUCUGCACUUGGGCGCUUCUUGUGUGCAGGUAGUUGGAGGCCACCGCUCAGCGAUGACAUUGCUAACAGAGGGGGCACGGCGCUCCUUUCUAUUCUUGUGGGCCUCGUAUCUCGCUGAACUCUACGACCCUAGGCACCUCAGUCAGGGCUGGCGGGCAAUAUCAUGCGGAGCAGGAGCCAGCGCGGGAAUACUAACGCCAGCGCCCAGGGCUUUUGUGGGCAUUGCGUCCACCCUCAGCACCAGCGCGCUAGUUUUGGCGGGUGUCGGCCCGUAUGUUAAUGCUUGUCGGCCAUGAGGGUCCGGCGGGGUCCGGCAAAUGCGUGGAGAUGGCCAAGCUGACAGGGCACGCGGUCCGUUUUGUCGUCCACUCUCAAGCUUCCUCGCGCGCUUUCUCUUGAAGAGUCUCGCGGAGAUAUGGCGGCGGUUUGGGAACCCAGGCGCGGCGUUCGGUAGUAGUAGCGGCCACCGAUGCGACUGCCCUGGGGGCGUAUCUGUUGGGAUGGAGAAGCAAGAGGACGGCCAAGCUGCUGGCUUUUGGUUUUCAGACUCAGGUCUUACUUUCAUUAUAAACGCGUGAGGAAAUGAGUAGGCACCCCCCUGAUCAGGGUAGUCCGCGCCCGCUCUCGGUUCGAACUGGUUUGAUUGCGUGGCCCUUACGUAUGAAACAGCGCAAAUAGACAAACUUGGCAGCGACGGCGCAGCUUUGCACGCCCCUGACCGACUGACCAAGCCGGCAAAGAAUGAAAGCGGCACGCCGCUCCACCCUGUAGAAGUUGCCGCCUUUUGGCGUCAUUCUUGGCCACAAAGUAGCACUUUCCGCUGUGUUUUGUGUGAUGUUUUCUUUUGCCUCUGUAUAAUAUUUUGCCCCCAGGCCAGGAUGAUUGAAUCGGCUGCCUCUCUUUGGAAAAAAUUUAGCCGCAAAAUAUAGCGCCAACUCUGGAGAUUCUGGGCGCCUUCUGAAAAUGUCGCCAGCCAGCGCCAGCUGUCGAGCACACUUCUUAUCCCAUUCGCUCGCGCCGGCCUCCGCCUUCAUAUUCAUUCUCGUCCUCGUUGCUUAACUCCGCGUGGCACCUCAUACUUAUACAUUCUUUACACCUCUUACUUAGUAGUUUGACAGGCUUUAGUAAUCUCUUGUGCCUUGCAACUAAGUAGCGGCCUUUGUAAUGUUCCUGUUCUAUUGUUCUCUAGGGAAUAGGACAGGAGGUUUCCCAUGAAGUCAAGCCACCCUCGUUUGUAUCCUGUAUUCUCGUCAAAAUGAAGAUAGUACAACAAUUAUUCAUCUGUUCUUCUAAUUUCCCUACGAAGUGAAACCCCCAGCACGAAGUGCAAUUACGUUGUGUCUCGACUUUGAGGAACAUCGGAAUCUGGUCAGCGCAAAAGCGGGGACGCAUCCAGACGGAAGAGAGGGACUAACGAAGCCGCGAAAUCAGCAUUUGAUUUUAAGGCGGAUGUUGUUAGUAGUUUCCCUAAUGAAGACUCGAGCCCUGUAAGUACCAACAUUGUUACUUAGAUGAACCCGAGCCCUACCCCUACCAUGCUGGUAUUGUUAUCUACCUAAAAGUGAACUCGUAUUCGAGCCCUCAAACAGGUCAAACAAAGUACUAAAUCUAAAACUUCUUACAAGUGAAGAGAGUUCUUACUAUUUCCGUUCAAAUAGAUCACUCAAAUAACCGAUAAUUAUAAGACAUCAUUUGGUCCUCGUUUUAACUCAAAGGAUAACCAGUUUGUUUUUCCCUCAUGUCCUGUGUUUAUCCCAUCAAACAAGACAUCAUUAUUUGGUCGUUUUGGUUGAGCACCUCUUCUUCUAAGUCUUGCGCUCUACGUUUGCUCAAACAACCUGGUGCAGAAAGUCUGGCUAGGGCAGGACAAGGAUAAGAUCAGCAGCAACCCGAAGAUGGGGAAACUCCAACUACUAUUAAGGCUCUCAGCCCUAAUCCAUCUCAAGAAGCAUCAAUCUCAAAGCUGUCCCGUAAGGGAAAAACAGGUUCGGGAUGAAUCCCAAGAUGGAUUCGGGUGGCUUCUAAUACUAGCGCAUCCGACGGUGAAACCUUUUAUCGACUUCAUCGGGAAAACUUACCCUAAUCACUUAAAAGGCACGAUGGUAUUCAACAGCUACCAUGACGUACCAGUUGUGGGGUGAAUGGGAGGACGCGAGGUGGGACGUUGCUUGACGUACCGGCGGUGGGAUGAGACGAAUUCGAGCUACCAUGACAGACCGGUUGUGGGGUGAAGGGAACAAUAACGGCCCGGGCGACGCUUGUGGGAAGAUCAUGAGAUCUUCAAUAACAGCGUCCAUACUAGUGUAUCACGUGCCGGUUGUGGUCGUUAUGGGCUGACGAGCAGGAGGCAGUUUGUUGCAGCUGGUUGUGUCGAAGAUUGGACGCUUUUGAUAUUGAAGACCUGGUGAUAUUUCAGAGCAUGUAUGCGACGCCCUGAUCCUGUUCGAAUCCAAGAAGAACCCUAAGCAUCGUGACGAAACACUAUGACGCCGCGCGGCAGUCUGCACUGAAAACUCCUGUGCGCGAUUAAUAUGGUUGUAUUGUUAUCUACUUAGCCCUCAACGCCUUGCUCAUCUACCUCCUGGACAAAAGAUCAGGGACUACGACGAACAACUUAUUCCCUUAUAUUGUAUUGUAUUGUUCUACCUCGACGUCUGAGACAGGUCUGCUCGUCCUGUUCCACCUCGUUCAAAAAGAAGAGAUCGUGUUGAUAAAGUGUAUCUCUUUCAAAUCCAAC